GCCCGAGCGCUGCCCUGAGCGGGCCGGCGGUGCGGCCGCCGCGGGCGCCAUGGAGCAGUGGCGGCAGUGCGGCCGCUGGCUCAUCGACUGCAAGGUCCUGCCGCCCAACCACCGGGUCGUGUGGCCCUCGGCGGCGGUGUUCGACCUGGCGCAGGCGCUGCGCGACGGCGUCCUCCUGUGUCAGCUGCUGCACAACCUCUCCCCCGGCUCCAUCGACCUCAAGGACAUCAACUUCCGGCCGCAGAUGUCCCAGUUCCUGUGCUUGAAGAACAUCCGCACCUUCCUUAAAGUCUGCCAUGAUAAAUUUGGACUGAGAAACAGUGAGCUGUUUGACCCCUUUGACCUCUUCGAUGUCCGAGACUUUGGGAAGGUCAUCUCUGCCGUGUCCAGACUCUCCCUGCACCACGUGGCUCAGAACAAAGGGAUCAGGCCCUUUCCCUCGGAGGAGACCACCGAGAAUGACGACGAUGUGUACCGCAGCCUGGAGGAACUGGCGGACGAGCAUGACCUCGGGGAGGACAUCUACGACUGCGUCCCGUGUGAAGAUGAGGGGGACGACAUCUAUGAGGACAUUAUCAAGGUGGAGGUACGGCAGCCCAUGAAAAUGGGCAUGUCCGAGGAUGACAAGAGGAAUUGCUGCUUAUUGGAGAUUCAGGAGACCGAGGCCAAGUACUACCGGACCCUGGAGGACAUCGAGAAGAACUACAUGACCCCCCUGAGGCUGGUGCUGAGCCCGGCGGACAUGACAGCCAUCUUCAUCAACCUGGAGGACCUGAUCAAGGUGCAUCACAGCUUCCUGCGGGCCAUUGACGUGUCCAUGAUGGCAGGGGGCAGCACUCUAGCCAAGGUCUUCCUCGAUUUCAAGGAAAGGCUCCUGAUCUACGGGGAAUACUGCAGCCACAUGGAGCAUGCCCAGAACACGCUGAACCAGCUCCUCGCCAGCCGGGAAGACUUCAGACAGAAGGUCGAGGAAUGCACGCUGAAGGUCCAGGACGGGAAGUUUAAGCUUCAAGACCUGCUUGUGGUCCCCAUGCAGAGAGUGCUCAAAUACCACCUCCUCCUGAAGGAACUUCUGAGCCAUUCCACCGAUCGGCCCGAGAGACAGCAGCUCAAAGAAGCGCUAGAAGCCAUGCAGGACUUAGCGAUGUACAUAAACGAAGUUAAACGUGACAAGGAGACCCUGAAGAAAAUCAGUGAAUUUCAGAGUUCUAUAGAAAACUUGCAAGUGAAACUGGAGGAGUAUGGGAGGCCGAAGAUCGACGGGGAACUGAAGGUCCGGUCCAUAGUCAACCACACCAAGCAAGAUAGGUACUUGUUCCUGUUCGACAAGGUGGUCAUUGUCUGCAAGAGGAGAGGCUACAGCUAUGAGCUGAAGGAGGUCAUCGAGCUGCUCUUCCACAAGAUGACCGACGACCCCAUGAACAACAAGGAUGUCAAGAAGUGGUCCUACGGUUUCUAUUUAAUUCAUCUGCAAGGAAAGCAGGGCUUCCAGUUCUUCUGCAAGACCGAAGACAUGAAGCGGAAGUGGAUGGAGCAGUUCGAGAUGGCCAUGUCCAACAUCAAGCCAGACAAAGCCAAUGCCAACCACCACAGCUUCCAGAUGUACACUUUUGACAAGACCACCAACUGCAAAGCUUGUAGGAUGUUCCUCAGGGGCACAUUUUACCAGGGCUACCUGUGCACCAAGUGUGGUGUCGGGGCGCACAAGGAGUGUCUGGAAGUGACGCCUCCCUGCAAGAUCAGUUCUCCCGCAGACCUGGACGCCUCUGGAGCAGGACCAGGUCCCAAGAUGGUGGCCAUGCAGAAUUACCACGGCAACCCAGCUCCCCCCGGGAAGCCAGUGCUGACCUUCCAGACGGGUGAUGUGAUCGAGCUGCUGAGAGGCGACCCCGAGUCUCAGUGGUGGGAGGGUCGGCUGGUGCAAACCAGGAAGUCAGGCUACUUUCCUAGCUCAUCCGUGAAGCCCUGCCCCGUGGACGGAAGGCCGCCCAUCAGCCGGCCACCAUCCCGGGAGAUCGACUACACCGCCUACCCCUGGUUUGCGGGCAACAUGGAGAGGCAGCAGACCGACAACCUGCUCAAGUCGCACACCAGCGGGACCUACCUAAUCAGGGAGCGGCCGGCCGAGGCGGAGCGCUUUGCCAUAAGCAUCAAGUUCAAUGACGAGGUGAAACACAUCAAGGUGGUGGAGAAGGACAGUUGGAUCCACAUCACAGAAGCGAAGAAAUUUGAAAGCCUCUUGGAGCUGGUGGAGUACUACCAGUGCCACUCGCUCAAGGAGAGCUUCAAGCAGCUGGACACCACGCUCAAGUACCCCUACAAGUCAAGGGAGCGCGCGGCCUCCAGGGCCUCCAGCCGGUCUCCAGUGUUCACGCCCCGUGUCAUUGGCACGGCCGUGGCCAGGUACAACUUUGCUGCCCGGGACAUGCGGGAGCUCUCGCUGCGGGAAGGCGAUGUGGUGAAGAUCUACAGUCGCAUUGGCGGGGACCAGGGCUGGUGGAAGGGCGAGGCCAAUGGACGGAUCGGCUGGUUUCCUUCAACAUAUGUAGAGGAGGAGGGCGUCCAGUGAUGGCGACAACAUGGACAGGACUCGUGGGUUUUCUUGGAAGAGUCCAGCUCUGAAGUCUGUCUCUAGCCCCGUGACGCAGAGGGGACAUGCCCGCCAACCUUCCAGUGUUCAACAGCCCAUAAGGAUGGGGAGGGUGUUCAGAAUCCUAAAUGCGAACUGGCCCACCAUCCACCUGCCCUCGGUGGCCUGUCCUGGGUACGCUACUUGUACAUAGAGGCGACUUGGGCCGGACCCGCCGUGGCUGCCACUGCCAGAGUGCUGAGGAGGGGGAGCGCUGGUGGUGUUCUGAGCCAG
Molecule: messenger RNA, 2863 nt
Organism: Odobenus rosmarus divergens (Pacific walrus)
Lineage: Eukaryota; Metazoa; Chordata; Mammalia; Carnivora; Odobenidae
Gene: VAV2
Product: vav 2 guanine nucleotide exchange factor
Exons: 27
Coding region: 50-2569 (839 amino acids)
Biological process (GO): intracellular signal transduction; cell migration; regulation of GTPase activity
Cellular component (GO): cytoplasm
Molecular function (GO): protein binding; guanyl-nucleotide exchange factor activity
Source: RefSeq, a predicted model, not a curated record